This is a messenger RNA of Camelina sativa (false flax), 486 nucleotides long. The record is from RefSeq and is a predicted model, not a curated record. NCBI's taxonomy places the organism in Eukaryota, Viridiplantae, Streptophyta, Magnoliopsida, Brassicales, Brassicaceae.
AUGAUGAUGUCGGCGGCGGCGGCGAGCCACGUAAGAGUGCUGCUUCCGUUACACCAGCAGCGACGAUCUAUCUCAACCGGAUCAGAGAUUAUUCGACUGAUUCGAACAGAACCGAGGCGAUUGAAGCUGACGAUAGCAACGACUGCGACUGCCAAGUACAAGGGGACGAAAAUGAGAGAAGAGAAGCUAUCGGAGAUGAUAGAGGAGAAAGUGAAGGAAGCGACGGAGGUUUGCCAGACCGACGAGGGAUCGGAGGAGUGCAGAGUCGCGUGGGACGAAGUUGAAGAGGUGAGUCAAGCCAGAUCAGAUCUAAGGAUCAAACUGAAGCUACUCAACCAGGAUCCUCUCGAGAGUUUCUGCCAAGAGAAUCCUGAGACCGACGAGUGUUCAGGAUACUUUGUUUUGGAUGAUGAGAGUGAUCAUGGCUAUGAUGGACACGCUUCUUCUCUGUGCUACUUCUUCAAAGGGUUUGGAAGCCAGUUAUGA